Molecule: messenger RNA, 1782 nt
Organism: Photinus pyralis (common eastern firefly)
Lineage: Eukaryota; Metazoa; Arthropoda; Insecta; Coleoptera; Lampyridae
Exons: 2
Coding region: 1-1782 (593 amino acids)
Source: RefSeq, a predicted model, not a curated record
AUGAACCACCAGUCUAGCCCAUUUCGCCGUCGCCAUUCUGCCGUCGCCAGUCCGCCGUUGCCAGUCUACCGUCGAGCCACUUUGCCGUCGACCCGGUUCGCCAUCGCCAGUCCGCCGGCGGGCCAGUUGACCGUCGCGGACUGGCGCCGGCGAACCGGGGUUACGGCGAAGAGGCCCGCCGACCGACUGGCGACGGCGGACUGGCGACGGCGAACUGGCCACGGCGAAAUGGGCGGGCCCGAUGAACCACGUAUAUUGUUUGCGCCAUCCACACUUGGGUAUGAACCGUCAAUGUAUAUCGUAAUAAUUAGCUUACUGCUCACUGUGUCUCUUACAGCUAACACAUACCACAGCUUGUUAGAAAAGGAUGGCAAUUUGCAACUUGAGUAUGCGGUGCACAAUUCAUAUUGCCCGUACAAAACAAAGCAGGAAUUUACAGUCAUGGAUUUUUUAGGUAAGUUUGAGGACUCGCUUGCUUGUGUUCUGCCAAAGGGCGAUGAAUUAAUAUGUGUCGGUGAUUUUAAUUUAGAUUUAUGUGAUACUGGUCGUACCUCAACUUUUCAAUUCAGUAAUUUACUCGAGACGCUCGAGUUAAAACAAAUUAUUGACGAACCGACUAGGAUAACAAAAGCAACGGCUACCUUAAUUGAUUUUAUUAUUGUUCCUGUCAGUAAGGAAAUUGCCCACCAUGGUGUUAUUUCGUUGCAUGAAGUAACUGAUCAUUUUCUAGUUUUUUGUAACUACCCAGUGACUACUAAGCAAAGUAAAGUGCCUACAUUAAUUACGUAUAAUGAUUUUUCAACAUUUUCAAUCAAUAAUUUCGAUAAGGACUUGCAAAGUAUUGACUGGGAUUAUAUUUAUACUUGUGAUAACGUUGAGCACAUGGUUGAUUUUCUUAAUUACAAUAUACUUACUAUUUUCGAUUGCCAUGCACCUAUAAAGACUGUGCGAGUCACUAAACCAAGAGCUCCUUGGCUUACUGACACUAUACGUCAGAUGAUUCUUUUACGUGAUAAGGCUUUAAUGAAAUUUAAAAAAUCAAAAUCGUGCACAGAUUGGAAUUAUUAUAAGGCAAUUAGAAAUUAUACCACUCAGGCUAUUAGAAGGGAAAAGAAAGCAUUUUUGGAAAACCAACUCCAACAGCUAGGAAAGGGAGUUCCCUGGAAGAACUUGAGAGAUCUCAAUGUAUACUCGAAAGAUAAAUUAACUGUGCCACCAAAUCUAUCUGAUGUGAAUGCCAUCAAUAAAGUCUUUACAAGCUCUGUAGAUUCUGAUCUUGGGAUAGCUUCUGAUACAGUUAAGUAUUACACCGAGCAUACAUGUGAGAAAAUUGUUAGUACGUUGCAUUUUCGUGAAGUUACCGAGAUGGAUGUUUUAAAUGUGUUAUUUAGUAUUAAAACAAAGUCUGUUGGAUCAGAUGGAAUUGGUACAAAAAUGUUGUGUUUAUGUUGCCCUUAUAUUGCACCACAUUUAACCUACAUAAUAAAUUUUUGCUUAAAAUCAUGUACAGUACCAAAAAUUUGGAAAAAUGCCAAUGUUAUACCACUACCGAAAGUUAGUAAUCCUGAAAGUUAUUCUCAAUUGCGACCAAUAAGCAUUUUACCAAUUCUUUCUAAAAUUUUAGAGAAGAUUAUGGCAUCUCAGAUAAAAUACCAUCUGUCUGAUAAUGAUAUAUUACCACAGUCACAAUCUGGGUUUAGAGAAAACCAUAGCUGCAGCACCGCGUUGUUGAAUGUUACAGACGAUAUUUUUUCAGCCUUAGAUCAGGGAAAACUUCAGUGA